Molecule: messenger RNA, 543 nt
Organism: Acanthosepion pharaonis
Lineage: Eukaryota; Metazoa; Mollusca; Cephalopoda; Sepiida; Sepiidae
Source: the annotation of a GenBank genome assembly
AUGCUUCAACAUCUGUCGAAAUACAAGAACCUCUUUGAAAGUGCUUUUGGUAUCGUUCCAAAUACUCCAGCUAUUACGAGCACUACCCUUUCUAUCAAGCUUCCGUUUUCUAUUUAUUUAUUUCUUUCUUUCUUUCUUUCUUUCUUUCUUUCUUUCUUUCUUUCUGUUUUCUUCUUCUUGCUGUUUUCUUUUUUUUUUACUGUUAUUUACAUCCAAUGCUUUCUGAUAUUUACUUUUCAUUUCUAUUGGCUUUUUAUUGCAACCUAUUUUCAUGCAUUCGUACACAUUUUUUUCUUUUACUUGUGCUUUUUCUUCUUUUGCAUCUUUUAUUACUUUCUCAAUCUCUCUAAAACCCUUUUCUCUCUCUCUCAUUCUCUCUCUCUCUCUCUCUCUCUCUCUCUCUCUCUCUCUCUCUCUCUCUCUCUCUCUCUCUCUCUCAAUGAACAAUACACUCUCUCUCUCUUUAUAAAGCUUGAUUUUCUCUCUCUCUCUCAAAUAAUUUCUCUCUCUAUGUAUUUUGUCUUUCUCUCUCUCUCUCUAUAA